Phytophthora infestans T30-4 is the source of this 2966-nucleotide messenger RNA. RefSeq names its product alpha-actinin-1, putative. Gene Ontology annotation, biological process: actin cytoskeleton organization. The transcript is spliced from 4 exons. The record is from RefSeq and is a predicted model, not a curated record. Gene Ontology annotation, cellular component: cortical actin cytoskeleton; cell junction; cell projection. Bases 237 to 2966 code for a protein of 909 amino acids. NCBI's taxonomy places the organism in Eukaryota, Oomycota, Peronosporomycetes, Peronosporales, Peronosporaceae. Gene Ontology annotation, molecular function: actin filament binding; calcium ion binding.
GACAGGCGCGAAGCAGAUCGGAACCGCCUCGCCUGAACGCAGCAGCAACAACUGACACAACUACAACGACAGACCGACCGUGCGCAGUCUCGCAUCGAGGAGUGGACCCAGUGCAAGUGUUGCUGGUCGCCCCCAAGAAACACGAAGAACAAGAGAGCAAAGAGACCGCGGAAGAUCGCGUCGAGCCCGAGAGCGAACCCGUCCCGUCCUCUUUACGACACAGCACCACAGACAGUAUGGCUGGCUACAACGAGGAGUGGGUCGACGUGCAGAAGAGCACCUUCACCAGGUGGGCCAACACGUACCUGUCGCGCAAGCGCAUGACCAUCGAUGACCUGUACGAGGAUCUGAAGGAUGGUAUCCGCCUCAUCUCGCUGCUGCAGAUUAUCUGCCGGGAGAAAGUGUGCCGCAAAUUUAACAAGAAACCUCGCAUGCGUAUCCAAAAGAUGGAGAACCUGAACUUCGCCUUCGCCUUCAUGCAGAAGAAGAACGUCAACGUGACGAACAUUGGCUCUUCGGACAUCUUGGAUGGCAACAACAAGCUGGUGCUAGGCCUAAUGUGGACCCUCAUCAAGGCCUUCCAAGUGGCCGAGAUCGACGUCGAGGGCGUCUCUGGCAAGGACGGAUUGCUGCUCUGGGUCAACCGCUCACUGGCCGACUACCCCACGGUCGAAGUCAAGAAUUUCUCUAGCAGUUGGGCCGACGGUAUGGCCUUCUGUGCCCUGAUCCAUCGCUAUGCACCCACACUCCUCGACUUUAACUCGCUAAACCCCAAGGACGCCCAGACCAACGUUAAGCUCGCUUUCGACAUUGCCCGAGAGAAACUCCGGAUCCCGCAGCUGCUGGAGGUGGAGAACGUGGCUGGACAAGCCAAACCUGACGAGAAGAGUAUCACCACGUAUGUGUCUCUGCUCUUCAAGGAAUUCGCCUCGGGUGUGCAGAAGAAAAAGGCUGUGACGACGAUCUCCAAGGCGCUGAACAUCGCGCAGCGUCAUCAGGAACUGUCCGCAGAGUUCAACAAAAACGCCUCGGGUCUGCUGGAGUGGCUACAGCAGCAGACGGAGCGUUUCCAGACGCUCAGCCAGCCUCGUCACAUCCCGGACAUCAAAGAAGCGCUGGCGCGUCACCUUGAGUACAAGAAGAACGAGAAGCCUCCGCGUGAGGCGCAGUUUGUGGCUGUGGAAGGCUGCGCUGGGCGCUGGAUUGCCAGUUGCAAGAACAACGGACGCGCCGUGCCCAACUUAGACCCUCCGAUUGAGAAAUUACAGGCUCUGAAGGCUCAGCUGGACGAGUUGGAGACGGCUUUCGAGUUGAAACUGCGCCAAAACUUGGAAAGCUACCAGAAGACUGAGAUUUUCCUUAAAAAGGUGGUUAAAGACUUGGAAAAGGUUGAGUCCUGGGCGAAGGAGAAGGAGGCGUUGUCUCUCUUUGCUGAAGAUCUGGGCGUCACGUCCACUGCCGACGCGGAGGAGAAGCUGGAGAGCGUGGCAUUUCUGCAGGACAUUGAGCUUCCACGCUAUAAGCAGCUGCUGGCUACAGUCGUGAGUGAAGCUGAUGGACUCUCAGAGGAGCACAACGAGACCAAGGCCACGCUGGAGCGAGUGGAGGCAAUGAAGAAUUUCGUGGAGAUGGCUGAAGACAAGGUGGAAGGUGUGAAGAUCAGACUGCAAGAGAGUCUGCGUCUGCAGCAGAACAUGGACGCCGUUGCGAAGGAUGCCAAGACAUUGAUGCGGAACCUCAAGUACGUCAUCGAAGAGAUGGACGAGGAAGUGGAGGCGGCCACAAAGCUCCAGGACGUGUCUACAGCAGGUGUGGUUGCUGCCAAGCGUCAGUUCGAUACAGUGCUCGUCCCCAAGGUUCAGAACGCGGUGGUGAGCGAGAACGAGAAGCUGAUUGCGAAGAAGCAGAUCCUGGCCGAAGCUGGUCGUGAAAGCGAUGUGGCGCUCAUCGAGAAGACGAAUGCUCGUGUGCAGAAGUUGCUGGACUCGCUGGCUGAGAAGCGUGGCUACUACGAACAGGAACUCGCUACUGUGGAGAAGCGUGACGAAAUUUGCCGUGAGUUCGCCAACUUGUCUGCCCGCAUCAAGGAACGUUGUGCUCAGAGCACGCAGUCGAUUAACGUCGUCGAGGGGUCACUGAAGGACCAGUUCAAUUCGAUGGUGAAGCUUCGUUACCGCCUGUUUCGAGCUAACACUGGCGUUGCACUGGAGGAAGAAAUGGAGGGGAAGCCUGCAGACCCAGAGAUCACUGGAGUGGAGACUUCUGUUACUCAGGAGGUCGCUAAACCCGCCGCUGAAACUGUCGCUCCGGAGAGUGAGGAGGGGGACGAGGCUAAGGAUGCGGCCGCUGAGAUCAUUGUUCCGCUUACCGAAGACAUGGAGAAGCUCGAGCGUAUCCACGAGGAGCUGGAGCGUCUGCAGGUGCACACGAACCCGUUCACCACAGACACGAUCCACGGUCUGCGUGCUCAGUUCACGUCGCUUGAGAUUGCUGUCCGUGAUAAGGUCAAGUCACUUGAGAAGGAGCUGGCUCUGAGCGAGGUGGGCAGUCUGACUCCCGAACAGGCGAAGGAGAUUAAGGAAGUGUUCGACCACUUUGACUUGGACAACGAUGGUGUCCUUGCUCGUGACGAGUUCAUCAUGGCAUGCAAGGGUCUCGGUCUGAGUCUGAGUGAAGACGACUGCCACGAUUACUUCGAUAAGAUCGAUGUGGAGGACAAUGACGAGAUCUCAUUCGAGGGGUUCGCCACCUUCUGUACGCUGCAGUUGCAGAGUGGAUCCACAAAGGACGACGUGCACGAGGCGCUGGACAUUCUCACGGGGGACGAGCUCAGUCUCGAACAGAUCCAGGAGCGCUUCGACGCAACCCAGGUCGAGUUUAUCAAGAAGCACCUUCCGGAGCUCUUGGAGGCCGACGGUAAGUCGGUGGACACGGACAAGUUCACGGACUUCAUCUUCAGCGUGUAA